GAUUCCCAGCAGUGUGCAGCAGCAGCAGGCCUGUGUGUGUGUGUGUGUGUGUGUGUAUGCGUGUGGUAUGAGUGUGUAUCUGUGCGUGGGUGGGCUGCUCGUUGUCGAUGUGAUUUGGGCUUCUGAGUAGAGGAGUGGUGCUGUCCCGUUUUCCCACGUGCGAUAAUUCUGAGUGGGUUAAUUAAAGGGGAAUUUUCCAAUUAAGAAACAGCAACAUGGGUCUACUUAGUUAACAGAUUUGUGAGCUAUCCAAGGUGUUAGGUCAUUAUCAUUAUUUAUGUCUCUUUUUCCUCCCCAAGUGUCAAUUUAAGAGAAAAGAAAGUUUAAUAUGGAGGUUAAACUUUAAAAGUGACAAAUGCAGCAAUUAAAGCCAAUUAUUUUUCAAUUAGUAGGCCUACUGUCCCAUUGACAGACUGUGUUUCACUGAUUUGACACAUUCAGAUCUGCACUGCUGUCACCCUUCUCAGUGCCUCACUCUAAGGUGAUAAAACUUUCGUUGCACCUCCAACAGAGGAGGAAACCGAAAGUAUGAAACAAGCUUACAGCUUUCGCUUUCGCUCCUACAGCGCACCUAAUUUCACUCACAACUUCUGCAUUUAACUUUGCUGCGAGAUCAGUAAGUCUAUAUCUUGGAGAAAAUUAAGCCAAAAUUGAAGCAAAAAUACUCAAAUUAGAAUUAUUGAAGAAGUCUAGGCAGCAUUAGACUAAAUUAUUGAUCUUUUGAUUCCGUUUGUCAGGGGAGGACGUGAUUGAACAGUGCACAUGUCUUUUCACAAGUCAUACUGAGGUUGUUCGACCUGUUAAAGAACAGUAACCGAAGAUGGAUAUGGGAGCUAAGCUGCACAUGAAAGAGUGGCUGAUAGUUCAGAUAGAGAGUGGCAGAUAUGAAGGGCUGUGCUGGGAAGAUGAGAGCAAAACAAUGUUCAGGAUUCCGUGGAAACACGCAGCCAAGAAGGACUACAAACAGACGGCGGAUGCAGCUCUCUUUAAGGUCAGUACUCUGUCUGUCUUUCUAUAAUCCAUUAAAUUUAAUAAAGAAAAUCUGCUGAUGGAAACCAAUAUUUUCAGUUUAUUUUUGAUCAAGAGUGGUAGGGGAGACUGGGGCUUGUUAUCACAUUUUUACACUCAUACAUUUCUUGGAAUCAUUAUAUCAUAUAUAAACAAAAUGUGUACCAAAGGAAAGACAAAAGUCUCAGAUAUAUAUUUAAUAUUCAUAUCAUUUUUAUAUCUUGUGUCAGUGCAGAGUUAUAAGCAAUCAAAUAGAAAGUGUGAACAUGUGACAUGUUGCUCCACCAUCGGAUAAGUUGUCUCGUUCUAUGAGGUAAGAUGUCACAGUGGAUUUUGCAGCUAAUAAAACAAGAGCAAAAUUAUUGUUGUUCUCAUUUUUUUAUAUAAGUGAACUUAGAAAGUCAGGCACAGAAAAUGUUUAUCAUUAAGCCAGUCAUUGAACAUAGCCAUUGAAAAACGUUAACAUAAAAUAUUUUGCAACAUGCUCUGGAGUUUGAAGAGCUGUUUCGUAAUUCCUGAACAUGUCUUCCCGCUUUCUCCUUGCCUUUAAACCACUUUUGUCUCUGUAAGAAUAAAGUCAAAAUUUCAAUAUGACAACUAUGGAAAAGCAGACUCUUUAUGUUAAUUUUAAUCCCUUUUAAACAUGUGACAACUAACCCCAAAAUGACUGAGACAUGUUGCCCCAAAUUACCACGUUUGCUAAUCAAAGCUCUAGCUUAAAGUUAGUUUAAAACAGAACAAUGACUGAGGUAUGACAGGACGCCUUAAUUUAUUCUCUAACAAGUCUAAAUAUUUCACUGCUAGGAUUUUUAUCUAGAAGAAGCUUAUUUUAAAAUAUGUAAAGUAUUUUUUUUUAACUUUGCAAAAUGGUUUAUUGGCGCUCGUCUCAGCUCAGAAUGUGCUCUUCUCUUCCAGACAGUACACGACCCCUGAUCAUGUGAAGGAAGAAAACUAGUAUUCCACUUUUUAGUUACAAAGAUAAUUGCAAUGUGACAACUUACCCAUGUGACAACAAGCCCAGUCUCCCCUAGUAAAUACAUUAAAACAAAUCUUAAAAAAUAGCACUGUAACAUAUUGAAAUAAUAACUUUUAAGAGGUUAUAAAUACAAGUUAAGUUAGUGAGAAAGUAGACCUACUGAGGUCUGGUCUGUUCCCCAUUUUUUAGAGAAUUUAAAAUAACCAGACAGACCCCCAUUAAAAGGAAACAGCUCUGUAAAUAAAAAUAAUGAUAUUAACUGCAGUAUCUGAAAAAUGCAAAGGUGAGUCAUGUGCCAUAAAAAUGAAAGUCUUUUUGAUAAAGAGAAGUAAUGAGCCUCUAUUAUGAUUAACUACCAUGCGGUGCUCUUUUGACUGAAUGUUAAUUACUGAGCCGAGAGAAAAAGAAAAAAAAAAAAACACUCACAUUGAAAAUCAGAUUCUCUGUUAUGAGAUUGCAAAGAGGGUUGAGUGUCAGUCCUUCUGUUCUUUUUAAAAAGCCUCGACUCGUGUGAUUGAGCUAAACGGGGGUCAAACUCUUCAGAUUCACCGGUGGUUUAAUUUCUCUUACAUUCCUUUGGGAGGUAAUUUAUUUUCUUUAUAAUGUCGGAGUUCUCUAAUGAAUGACCACUUAACACCUGAGGAGCCUUUGAUUGAAAUUGUGUUUGGUUUUAAAUUAAAGUGGCUUAGUCACUGAAGAAAAAAUGUUGAAAAAUAUUUACUGUGUUGGAGAACUAAACCUUCCUGCUUUCAUUUCAUUCAACACAAACAUACAUCAAUUCAUACAUUUUCCCCUGUUAGUGCACCAAAUCACAAUUGAAGUUAUCCUGUGAAAAUUAGAAGUCUAGACCGAACACUCUGAGAGCAACCUUUAAACAAGCCAGCGCUUAGCAACAGCAGCAACGUGAAAGACUCCUUUUAACGGGCGGGAGGAGGAAUAAUAAGAAGUGAAGGUGGAAACAGGAGUGAAAAGGUCCGCAACCUGAAACAGCAAGAUUAGAGGAAACAAAACUCCUGGGGCUAAAGUCACAUGCAUUUGUGGGCUUAUGGCAUAGCCCACUGUAGCUUAAGAAAGACAAAGUCCAAGGCGAGCCUGAGCCUGUCUGGUGGGUAGACUACUCUCAAAGUAUAGAGAACAUAUGUCUCAUGGACUACAAGAUAAUUCUACCAGAUGAUAAGUUGAGGGAUCUGCCUCACAAACGACUUUUGGAGGGUGAAGGUACAAUAAGUCAAAACUUAUUUCGAUCAGAGGUUUCUGGGUACAAAGGGGGAUAAACAUCACAUCCUGGAUUUUACAGAGACUUAAUGCAAAGAGGUUAAUAAUAUGGGAUAAAUAUGAUCUUUAAACUUAGUCUGUGUCGAGUUGAGUUGAGUUGUUGUGGGCAGAAGACAACUAGCAGCACUCUUGGUUGUCCGAGUCUUAGUUUGACCGCUUGAUUGUAAGAAGCAGCAAAUAGAGGCCGAGGCAUUACAAAUUAUGAUCUCUUUUCCCCCCAAAUAAUCAGACUGGAAAGAAUUUUAUGGUGUUGUGCAGAUUUAAAAAAAAGUGCAAGACAAAAAUUGCUCUUACAGGGACACAAACAACAAAACCUGUUUAAAACUGACUCAAAGAUAGUCAUGAAAACUGUUACUGUUCUUUCAUUAGGCUUCAGUGAUAAGUAUAAUUGGGUGUAAUCUGCUUAACAAGACAGUUUCUGGAAUAAUUUCUACUAUAUAUACUUUAAGAUGAGGAGAACCAGUUCCAGUAGAGCCAGUUAUGAUACUCCCUACUUUUAACUCACAUCCUGAGAUGGAUCUGAUAAACAGGAUUUAAACCCGCCUGAUGUGGAUCCUUUAAUACCAAUUAAGUGUUCCAGCGUCUGUAACAGGAUGUGAUGGUCAGUUGUGUCCAAUGUUCCAGUAAGAUAUAUAACCAGACGGGUACAGAGGGAAGUCCUCUGCUUAAAAAAGUCUCAGUGCCACGCUGAACUCCAGAUCCAACAAAUUAAUGAUUUAAAAAAACACCAUGUGACCAAGUGGCGACUUUUUUGUUAAGGACUUUGGAAGAAAGAAAGUGUAACUUAAUUUCUGCAGCUAACUGAGACGUCCUUGAUUUUUAUGUUAUUGUUAAAAACCUGGUAAGUUUAUUUAAAACUAUGUACAACACACAGAACACAUGCAGACAGUAGAUAACUCAAUAUAUAGCCUAUUAUUUAACUCAAUCUCUUUCAGUGUGGCUGUUCUGGAAAAAAAGAAGAAAAGAAAAAAACCUUAUUUUUCUUUCUUCACCAUCAGUAAGGAGUCAUAAAGCCCUCGAGUAUUACAGUGUGCCUCAAAUACCGUAGCAAGUAGAAAAAAUACAACAACAAAUAGUACGGCGAAAGUUCAAUAAUCUAGUUUUGAUUUUUAUUUAGAAAUUUAAUAAGCAAUGUUUUUCUUUACUGUGGUGUACAGUAAAUCUGCUGCCUUCACAAUGUAGUGGGUAGAUUUACAUAACGCUAAAUCCUAGCUUACAUUAAUUCUCAAAAUAGGAAGUUUUUGCAUACUAUAAACCGAUUAAUAAUCAAACAGAAUAUGGAGCACACGUCUGCUGUGAUGAGUAAUUUAUACUUCUGAUAUUUCAAUCUUCACAUCCACAGGCCUGGGCUGUGUACAAAGGAAAGUACAGAGAGGGGAGGGAUAAAGCGGACCCCACUAUGUGGAAAACCCGUCUCCGGUGUGCACUCAACAAGAGCCCUGACUUCCAGGAGGUCCCUGAACGCAACCAGCUGGACAUCACUGAACCUUAUAAAGUCUAUCGCAUUAUGCCCGACAGUGGAAACACAAAGCCAGCAGGUGAAAUUAAAAGAAACAGCAUUUUUCCUUUCCUUUUCAGGUGAUCUCGCUCAUCCUAUUUUGUUAAGUGGUUUGCAGCCCUUUAACGACAUUGCUCCAAAACAAAUAAAAGAAUCAAUAAAAGGAGAUUGAUGUUGAAUGAAUUCGGUACUUCUUUAGUGAGCAAGAUCCGGGCAUGAAAAAGGCUGUCUGACCUUGUUUGGGUUUCUUUUUCACUUCACUUAAUAAGAAUCUUUCAUUUUUAUAACCACUUAUUGGUCUCCUCAGAGUUUCACCAGAUAACAGAUCAAGUAAUCAUCCCAGCGAGGAGGUCUUUGAAGAACCCUGAUUGCCUGGAAAAAAAGGUAAGAACCCAAUAAACCACAAAAGACAUCAGGUAGAGCUGAACUGGACGAAUAUUUGUCAAAGGUUAUUUGAACUAUUUAGCACACUUUAAAUGUCUGGAACGUUUAUAUACCAGCUAUAAAGAGAUGUAUUAUGUUAUUUUCUUUUAUUUGAUUGGAGGUUUUGUGUUGUUUGGAGCAUUUUUCUGGGCUGUUCACAUUAAAAAAUGGCCUUUAUACUUGUUGAAACAAUAGUGUCUCUUAUACGCAGGAGAAGCCGGUUAAAGGAGAGAGCUGUAAACAAAUAAAGUUGGUUUAUAGUGAUGGCGAAACCUCGAAUGGUAACCUUGAUUUGGUUUGUUUUUCGCAGCCUCAUGAAGAGGAAUCAUUUCAAGCAAGUGAAGAAGAGAGAAAACCAUUGAGGGGUAAAAGGAACAUUUUAAACCAGACUUUUGAAACACACCUUAAUAAAAUGUGAUAUGAUAUUUGUAUACCAAUUAGUAGUUUACAGCUGAUUUAAGACACGGGUCAAAACCGACCCUUAACAUGGUGGGUGUGUAGUAAAAGCUAACACAGGAGGAAGGGUACAUGGGGCGCCUGCUCUACCAGCUGUAUCACAAGUAUGGAGAAUAAACUCAUGAAAUAACAUUUUUCUUCUGUUUUAGAGGAUCUGAUGAGGGAGCACUUGUAUUGUGAGCUCACUGAAAAUAAACCCCAGAAUCAGAGCUCUCCUGCGGUCCCCUUCCUCAGCCCUAAUGUGACUGUCACAGGUGAGAAAGCUUAUGUGUCUGUGUGUACAAAACAGAUGUAAGCAGUUACCUUGCACUGUAACUAUGACCUGUAACACAUGUUGGAUUCGCUUUGUGCAGACUUUCGCAUGCAGGUGAUUCUCUUGUAUCACGGCCAGAAGGUGAUGAAGGUGACCACCAGUAGCCCAGAGGGGUGCUUCAUCCUGCAAGGCUCUGUCCCAGUGGGAAACGAACGCAUCUACGGCGCCUGCACCGCCCAGCAGCUCACUUUCCCCUCACCAGGCUCUGUCUCUUUACCUUCAAGCAUGGUUGAAGCAAUGAACCGCCUCCUCUAUCACCUGGAGAGGGGCGUGUUAUUGUGGGUGGCACCUGAUGGAGUCUACAUCAAGAGGUUCUGUCAAGGCAGGGUGUACUGGAGCGGCCCCAUGGCCCAACACGCCGACAGGCCGAACAAACUGGAGCGAGAAAAAACCUUCAAACUUCUCGAUACAGCCACAUUUCUCAAUGGUGACGCAAUGCAUGCUUGAAUUAACAUUCGUGAAACACAAACCGCCGCUAAGAGCCAGAAAAAGCAGUUUGGACUUCCAGCCCAACAGUUAGUCAUAUAAACGCAGCUGGAACAGAAUAAGAUUUAUUCAAAGGCAGAUUGUUCGGGACACUUGGCAGAGAAAAGAAUGACAAAUUUCACACUUCUUCUCUAUGCAAAGAGGCAAUAUGUUUUUAACAAUCAAAUGCAUUUGUAAGAUCUAAUCUCUUUUCCAUUAAGACGUAUCUUUUUUCUUUUUUUUUUUUCUUCUGUUUUCUGUACAGAACUCCAGACUUGUUUACAGGGGAGAGGCCCUUCACCUUUGUAUGAGAUCGAGCUUUGCUUCGGGGAGGAGUAUCCUGACCCCAACGUACCUAAAAUGAAAAAACUGAUCAUGGCGCAGGUGAGUGGAUUAGGAAUAAAUGGUUGUUGAAAUUUUGUUUGAACUUAUUUUCUCAAAAUUUUGUAUCAAGUUCUGCAAAAUAAUCUUUAUUUAACAGUUUUUUUAGUUUUGUUGUAAAUACCAGCAUAUUUAAGUCAGCGGAAUUACUCUUGGCCUAUUUUAUUCCAAGUAUUUCUUAACUUUCUAGUUUUGUUUUUAUCAAUUUAGGAGAAAAAAACUCAAAACUAAAGUUAGGUGAGCUUAAUAAUGACAGAAAGAACCACCACUUACAAGCCAGUUUACAAUUAGUUUGAUGCAAAACAAACCCAAUAGUAUAUUUUAACCCCAGUGUGAAUACCACCUGUGUAGAAGUCUAUUUGUAGUAAAUUCCACCACCACUAGAGGUCCUCAUAAGCAUACCGAUUGUGUCCCACACUGUGCGUCCUCCCGGCCAGGUGGUGCCCUUGUUUGCUGUGGACUUGCUGCAGAAGUUUAACGUGGGAGAGAGCGAGGAGAAGCGGCCGAAUGGCAGCAGCAGUACAGGUGAAGAGGAGUAGCAGGAAGAGAGCUGGACCUGCACCAGGGUAACAACAAACAACCUCCAGAAAGAACUGUGGAUUUUUUAUCUCUGUGUCCUGAGAUGAAAUCCUGAAAAAAGCAAAGAGUUCGGUGUCAGUGUGAAUGCACAUACAAAGGAAAAUAUUUAAACGCUGCACUGUAAUCCUUAUCUAAAGCUUUAAGCCAAAGUACUUUUGUCUUUGUUCACCUUAAACUGUGUUUUCUGUCCUCUAUGAAGCUUAAUAAGCCAAAAUUAUUUUGCUGUUAAAAGAAAAAAAAACUUAUUUUAGACUAAAAUGUCAAUAACAUGCUUCAUAUGUAAAAAAAUGUCUUGCAGAUUUGUCAUUCCACUGAUGAGCAUCUGCUUCAAAAUGAUCAUUCGAGUAUUAAGUUAGAGAAUAAACUGACACCUUUAAUUAAAUCUAUAAAGCUUUUUUUCCUUUAUUUCUAGCGAACAUCAUAUAACAGAGUCACAAUUUUUAAAAAUAUACAUUUUUGUAGCUAUAACAUUUAAAAAGAAAAAUCAACAGGUAAGGUUUUCUUUUUGAAAAUUAAAAAAAAAACAAAAAAAACCCCACAAAAACUAAAGUGAGAGAGUGUGCUGAAUCAGAGGAGAUACCCGUAUCUGAGUUUAAAAUACUUUCACCGUUUCCCUGCCUUCAAACAAAUACAGUACGUAAAAAAUGAGAUGGGAACAGAAGUGUACAGUACACAGGGGUCAAGAGUAUUCACAAAGCAUCAUGUUCCAACGUGUUAUUAGCACCAUUACUCUUCAGCCGCGCUGUACUUUUGACUCUAUCCAUCAUUCAGUUUUUAAUGGAAAAACACCAUGUGUGUCGAAGAAGCGAUGUGGCACAGACCUGUCUGUGUGGGUGGGAUUGUCUGUUACGCAGUUUUCCUUUUAGUGUUCUCCCUUUUCUCAGAGAUAAUGUUAAGAACAUAUUGGAGGGUAAUGCCUUGAUGAACAAUUGUUUGAAAUGACUCCCAGUGAUGAGAAUAAAAAAAGGCGAAGAGUUGCUCGUACAUUCACCUUGCCUGCCGCGGCUGACAUGUAGCCGCUGGCUCAGAAGCAAGAAAAUUAAGAAAAAACAAGAAUGCAUUUGCAAAACUGACAGAGAGAUUGCAUUAAAUCUGUUUAGCAUAUUUACUGUAUAUAACAUUUGUAAUGUAAUAUAUAUAGUCAACUUUUUGUUCAUAUAUAUAUCUGCACUUCAUCAAUAGGGUUUACUUUCAUAACACUGAUUGAAAACCGAUACCCUGCAGAUAUCACUGUCAGCAAGUAUGUGUGCGGGACAACCAUUACAAAAACAGAGUGAACACAGACAAGUGCUUGAUUGUCUCACUAUAUGUCUUCAGUGUGUCUGUAAGGAGCUUUCCAGAGAUCCUUCAGCUGCUGCUCCUUUUAGGGCUGUGCUAAGUAUAGUUGGGGAAAGGAAAGGAAAGGAAAGGAAAGGAAAGGAAAGGAAACGAGAGGAAAGUGAAGGAGAGGAAAGGAAAGGAAAGGGUACAAACGAGAGGAAAGUGAAGGAGAGGAAAGGAAAGACAAAAAGAAAGGAAAGGAAAAAGGAAAGGAAAGGUAAGGAAAGAGGAAGAAAAGGUAAAAAAUGGCAAUUGAGGUUAAUCUUCUGGGCAGCAGUGUGGACACCCGUAAAACUAUGUUUUCUAUUGAUUUUUUUAUUCCUUCCCUGCAACCCUGCCUUGAGGUCUCUUCAUUGUUUGUCUUAGAGGGUGCAACAGAGACAAGGAGGGUGUGUAUGUGUGCGCGUGUGUGUAUGUGCAUGAUGUAUACAUGUGCAUUUCGAAGUUUUUUUUUUUUUUUUUUUUACUGCCACUUCAUCAGCUUAGAGCCAUGAGGUAAAUCCAGGAGACUUUCAUCAGUUCCACUCGAAGGAAGGGAGUCCGGGGCAGACCAGCGCCGUUUGCGUGGACGCGUCUGCUCCUGAACGUGAGGCUCUGCAGCCUGAGCACGAGGAGGAGGGGCUGGCACAGUAGGAGGUGGGUGGUGAGGGAGAGGGGGAGGUGGAGGUGGUGGUGGCAUCUCGUCCCUGUGCAAGCUGCUGCUGCUGCUGCUGCUGCUGCUGCUAGACUCUCCUGCAGCCCUUGAGGGGGGUUGCAUGCGAUGGGCCCGGGAGCUGGUACGCGUGUGUGUCCGAUGGGUUUGGUUGGGUGUAGGUGUUAGAGCCAGGCAGACAUCCCCCUCCGUGAGCUGGCGGCAGUGCAGGCCGUACAGCUGUGAGGUUCUCUGGGGACAGCAAGAAGACCAGCCUCGGUCCUGCACAAAGAACGGAUACUCCACCAAGACCUUCAGUAACUCCUACACAAAACCACAACAUGGUUACACACUCAACAUCACAUGUCUGACACUCAUUAUCACUACAAUCUGUUUGACUCAGAGAAAAUCAAGGGGAAUACUACUUCAACCCUGCAAGUACUCAUAUUUAAAGUGGGGUUUUACGAGGGACUGAGCAGCAGGAGUUGAAUUUCUCAUAAGGCGGACGACAGUCACUUUUACAAUAUACUAGAUUUUGAAUAGUUUCAUCUUCCUGACUCAUCUUUUCCUUUGACUUUUUAUUUUUCAACCACUGUUGGACUCCUUUACAUACAACAGAUAAUGCUGGGCCAGCUGUAACAGCAGUUAACCUUCCUCCUGUGUUAACUUUUACUACACACCCACUAUGUUAAGGGUCGGUUUUGACACGUGUCUUAAAUCAGCUGUAAAUUACACUAAAAACAAUUCUCUAUCAUCCAAUUUGGUUUGCAUCUCUUUGUUACCUUGUUAGCCUUCAUUAUCCAUGAGAAUAUUGUUUAUAAUAGUUUUUGUAGAUAUUCUGGGGGUUUCUUUGUCAGCAUACCCCCUCAUACAGACAUCUAUACUGAAUUGAUCUCACAUGUCUGGACAUGCCCAACAUUAUUUUUUGUACAGGGAAAAACAUGGAAAAAUGAAAAUUUCCUAAAUCUCACAUGAUUGGAAGAGGAUCUGACUGUCAGUGUGGUGCCUGACAGUGCACUUAUGAUUUCAGUUUUUGCUCUAAUUAUUAGAUAUUAAUCUAACUGGGUCAACAGCGACCCUAACAUGACAAGUGUCAUAAUUUUAAUAAGAGCAUUUUAUAAUUUAGUCAAUUCAUUUUUUUUAAUUUUUAUUUUGUUGAUAUAGAGUUUCCUGACAAAGUCAAAAAGUCUUAAUGCAAAAAGCUAAUUUAAGUGUCUCUUUUAAGCAUUUAAAAACUAAAACGGAUCGGUGCAGACCCUAACACAGGAGGAGGGUUCACAGACACUGAAAAAAAAAAAAAAUUGAAAUCUCCAGGUUUGACUUCAGGUUAAGUUCACCACGGCCUUGUCUGACCUGAACAGGUGAGCUGUAGCAUCAGGAUCAGGUGAUGCAUGUUUGAGGAAACACAUGCCAGAGAAAAGGUAAAAAAUAUUCAAAAUCAUAAAAUAAAGUCAAACGGAUUUUUCUUUUUUUACUCAAAGCACUGCCCAUUGUGGUACAUAGCAUAGCUUCCAUGAUCGUGCUCAAGCCGCCUUGCCACCAUCUGCUGUGUGUGGUAACUUGAUACUAAUAGACACCUCAUACAAUCCCACCUUAAAAUAAAAACGGCACUAUCUUUUAAAAUAAUUCCUAACAAUGCUGUAGUGUUAAUAAUUAAAGCUGAAGAGAGGACUGACCUGAGUGUUGAGGUCUGUGAGGUGGACAUGUAGGUGGCUGAAGCCCUGAGCGCUGCUGGGGGAAAUCAGCAGCACGGUACAGGUGCUGAGGUGGAACUCAGGAGAGGUGUCAGCACUCCGCAGGAAGUCCUCUGUCCGCAGCUCCUCCACUCGCUUCAACCUGCCACUGGCCAGCUCAAUCAGAGACCCCUUGGUGAAGUGAGGUAGGAGCGCGGGGGGAGACGGGUGAAGGUCCGUGGGUGAGGUGUGAACAUGGGAAGGAGACGACUCUCUCCCUCGAUCUCUGUCCCUGUCUCGCCUUCUUUCUCGCUCGCCGUCUCUUUCUUGGUCAUGUUGAAGGUGCUUCUCUUUGUCUUUGUCUUUCGCUCGCUCUCUGUCCCUCUGUGGGACUUUUUCUCUGUCUCUGUCUCUCUGUGGUCUGUCGUGGCUGUUGGGCAGACCGAGGGGGGAGUGCGGUGAGUUUCUAAGGUUGUGCUGUCGGGUGCCUGGCUCCCUGUGCAGGUUGUACAGAGGUGUUCCUGAGGGGCUGUAGAGAGGAAAAGUCUGGGCCUGAGGGCUGGGGUGGCACACCGAUCCCAAGGAGUAAUAGAUCUGGGCUUCAGCUGGUGUUGCCCCUAAGGGAUCCAAUAGCCCCCCUCUGCUUGGCCUGGGGACUGGCCCAAGGGGGAGGGGGCUGCUGGGGAGUAAACUGGAGCUGGUCUUACUUAUCCCAUGUCUGUCCUGCAGUGAGGAAUGUAGCUCAGGGCCCUCCUGAGCUUGAGAGUCCGACAAAAAAGGCCCCCCAGAGUGGACUCGGGACGUUAAAUCUUCCUGCUGCCUCCGCCCACCAUUGGUGUGCGAGGUGUGUGGACCGAUGUCCAGUCUGGUUCUGCUGCUAUCAUUCCCGUAGUCUCCUGUGAGCAGAGGCCUGGAGCUCGGAGCAGUCCUGCUGCCUGGUCCAUCCAGGCCGUUGGGCCUCUUGCCCAGGUACCGAUGUCUGGCUUCAACCAAGCUCGGGUCAUGAGAGUAGAGAGGGUGGUGGCUAAACAAGUAUGAAGAGGAGAAGAGAGAUGAGCUGUUUUCCCGUCGGCCGCUGUUAAUGUAGGACCACAUCUCUCUGGAGUCAGCCGGGAAGGGCGUCUUAAAGGACGAAGAAGAGGAAGAAGAUGGGGAAGGAGGUAAGGAAAGGGGCCCUUCUCUAAGCCACCUGGAGUGGUGGGGCAUGGGUAAAGAGAGAUGAUCAUCUCUCCAGGCAGGAGACCCUGAGCCUCUCCUUUCACUGACUGCCCCUGGAAAAAGAGGGAGAGAGACGGAGGGGGAGUAGCUCAGAUGCCACGGCAAGGGCAGGGGGAGGCCUGGAGCAGGAGCAGGUAAAGGUGGAGGAGUAUGGAGGAGAUGGGGGUUUGGGUUAAUAAGAGAUCGGUCCCUAUCACUGGCCUCCCUUCCUCCCUCCCCUCCUCCCCCAGUUGACCGACUCCGGAGUGGCACAGGGGGUUUGAACUCGUCCAACGGGACUUGGUGUUCCGUCGAUCCUUGCCUAGACUCCCUCUUCUUGGGAGGGAGGCACUCUUGGCCGCGGUCAGGGCUGGGAUUCAUGGGUGGGCUCCAGCGGCAGAUCGGGGCCCCCUGUGCGUGGGUGUUGGCUAGGUCACAUGGGCCUCACGGGAGAACGAGGGGCGCAGACAGAGGGGGAGGCUGCUACACAGCAUCACUGUCAGAUCACUGUUGAGUCCUCUGCGCUGAAGCACCACUCACCUGGAGAGAGAGGACAAACGAGGACAGAAGCAGAGAUGAGGACGGUGAAAAGGAGGGAGACGGCAGAGACAGAAGCACAAGAGAUGAUGUGUGAACACAGAAAAAGGACGGUCUGUCAGGUCCUGGCAUCACUUGUUGUUGAGACUCAGCUGUCAAUCUGUUCUGACAUGCAAACAAACAUUCAGCUGCAGACAGAUGGAGAGUGACUCUCUCGUCUAAACUACUUUGAAAGGUUAGAAACUCGCCGCGUUCUGAUUGCUGUCACUAAUUAGUCAUUACCUCUGUGCACUGCGGUGGGACUGAAACUACCCAACUUACUCGUUUCAUUCAAACACAUUACUCCCACAUGUGGGCUAUAAAUACAUUUUGCAGCCAUUGAAGUUCAGAGGCAGUGCACUAUGUGUGUGUGUUAAAAUCUACAUACACACAAAACGCACUCACACAAACGCACAAUAAAGCACUCAGCGUGAGAGUUUUCAUCUCUGACUCUCUGGGGAUGAUUGGAAUAUGUAGAUAUGUUUUUGUGCCACUUUCAUGAGCCACCCCCUUGACACCCCCGGGUGUUCUCUGUCUUCUGUAUAAGCUUACUACUAGCACCCACCAUGCUUUCUCUUUCAGACACACACAGAGAGCAGCAGACACAGAAAUACUCCCUCAGGCGGCUGUACUUACUCCCCCAGUGAAAGGCAAAGCUGGUCACCACCCACCCGAAAGCUGACAGAAACACUGUUGAUAUUGCCACCAGUUGUUGUGGACACAGGAUAUGUGUCUUCGCAUAUUAAUUAUUCUUCUCAGCAGGGGUGUGGGUAAAUGUGUUGUGUGUUCAUGCAUGUUUGUGUGCCUUUUUUUUUCUCUCUGGCGGAAAUAUGUGAAUGUGUUUAUUUGUUUAGGCUCUUUUGUGCGUGUGUGUUUGUGUUUGAAUCCUCGAAUGUGUCAGAGAUUUUGCUGCCUCGUUUCAUUCAGUGAGAAGUGCGGGGGAGCUCCACUAAUUCUUCUCCAAACAUUUUUUUUUUUUUUUUUUAAAGGAGCUCUUUUGAAGUGAUUGUUGCCGCGCCGACGGCCCAGCUGUUCCCUCCACCACCACCGCCAACACCACCACUGCUGCUCCCGCCGCCACAACACCACAGCGCCAUGCUGCCAAUCAGCCCCGCGCUCACCCGCACGUCUGUCUCAACAGCCUUCUAGCUCCCUGCCGUCUCACCAUCCACCCCACUGUCACCAUGGCAACUGUCUUCACACACACAUAUACACACGCACACACUCACACACAGUCAGCUAUAGAGGUUAGAUGGGGAUACUCCAUGGAGAGGCGGGUAAACUGUUGCUCAUCAAGUGACUUGGUCCAAAAACAGAAUAAGUGUUAGAGUGGAGCAAGCUGUUUGUACAUCUGAGUGGAAAACUGAAGAGUGGGCGCUGAGAGGAGGGGGAUUGAUUCUCCCAGACGCAGACAGGACAGUGUCAUGAGCGCAUCAUGAGAACUGCUAUUAGGAAAAACUACCAAAUCAGUCAAUGCGGUGCCGUGAAAAAUAUUUCAAACCUGCGAAUUCAGACUCCAGGGCUGAAAUCUCACUUUUUUUCUCUGAGCUGAAACGGCCUUCUGCGGGCUGAAAAGCCACUGACCUCUGCCCUCUUAAAAAUGGAUGAUCUUUAUAUUCUUUACAAGCUCAGCAACUGUAGAAAAUCAUAUAUUAGUUCAUAAAAGAAUUUUCCUUAAAAUGAUCAUUUCCCUACCUAUUUAACUAUUAAUCCAAACUUAAAAAAUUUUUCUUGAUUCAUACAAACAGCUGUUAAUAUUUUAUUCGUAACUAAACUAAAUGAUGGUUUGGACUGAAACAGUUAACCACAUAAGAAAAAAUGAAGAGCCCCCGCCCCCUCCCAAAAAAAGGAGGACACACAAAAUAACUAUCUAAAAAAAGAAUCACAGGAAUCCUGCUUUUUUUUGUAAAGCGCAAUAAAAAUAAAAAAAUUGGUAUUUCCUUUUUCAAGUCUAUAUUUGUUUUACUUAAGAACUAUUUGUAGCUCAUGCAAGAGCUCGUCCAGGAACUAAUUUUCUUUAAUUAAAACGGCCGGUUUCAGAUUUGUCCUCAAAUGACUCUGUAAUUCCGACAGCCCUUAUAAAGAAAAAAACAAAAAAAGGUUGUCAAAACAGACCUAAUAUAAACUCGCCAAAAAAGUACAAGAAAACAAAGAACACAAUUGUGCAUGUGGAGGAGUUUGCAGAGAAAUGUCUUCUAACAGAACACUCCUACACUGUGCAGACAUGCUCACAGAGCUGGAGUUAAGCUGGAGACGCUCUUGUCCUAACAUUUGUAAAAGAAUUACGCUCUGAAAAGCAUCAAUGCAAAUUAUCUGAAGAGCUAUUUGCAUAUUUUCUUAUUAUUAAUUAAAAACGUGUUUUUUAUGCUGCUAUAUUAACACAAUAUUAGUGAGUGAUAAAUCUAUGCAGCCUUCCACUUCAUCCCGCCUUUUCUUGGAGGAACUGUAAAACUUCAUUCUGCUGUCAUGACUGAAAACCUACAAAAAAACAGAACUACAAUCUCCAGUUUCGCAUACUUUGCUAUAAAAAAAGCCCCGAAUGGUAUACUUAUGUUGGUAAUUGUGAGUGAAAAUCAGCCACAAACUGCUCUUAGAUUCGGUAAAGGAGUGUUGAAGCAAGCAGACAGGUUGAUGGAGUUUGUAGUUGUUGUGAUGUGAAGUGAGACUGACCUUAGCGCGGGUUGAGCACGCGUCCCAGUGUUGGCAGUCAUUCAUAUUCCAGUCCUCCCAGAGGGUCAACCCACUCCUCAGCUCCUCACUGUGCUACACUUCUCCUCCACAGCACCACUGCCAGCUACAACACCCGCAGAUCGCAGCAGCCUCCAGCUACACACUGCCUCUGAUCUGUGUACGCAUGAAAUAACACCAGCAAGCCCACCAAACUGAGGGAAAGAACUGAGAGCCUGCUAUCCGUCUCUGUGACUGUUGUGUGUGUGAGCGUAUGUGUCAACGGUGUGUGUGUGUAUGUGUGUGUUUGUGUGUGCAAAGGGCUGAGGAAAUGAGUAAUAUCUAGCAGUGAGAAACAUGUCUGCUAUGCGGAGCCACACAGGCAGACCAGUUGCUGCUGCCGCCCACUUGCUUUAAUCACUGUGAGUUAUACAAACAUGCAUACACACAUAAACUCAUGCACGCAAACAUACACACACCAACAAUCAUGGAUGCAGCACGUACAGAUUAUAUAGUGGACGAUAUAUGCUGCCUUUGUGCUGUCUGAGGGUGGGCUUUCUGCAGAAGUUCCACCCUGCAGAUGCAUUGUUUAACAUGAAAACUCAUUGAUCGAUUAAUUAAUCGGUGAUAAAUACAAAACUGUUUAUAUGAGAGGAAUAUAAAAGAGAGGGAGGGAUGGAGGGGAGGCAGAGAGACAGUUGAUGAAAUACAGGGAGGGACGUGGUAGGAGGUUCAUCCUACACACACUUUCAGACUUAGGCUUUUGCUGCUGCCUCUGACUCAAAACUAAACCUCACAUCCAUCAAGCACACAAACACACACUGAGAAAACACACACGCACACACACACGACCUACACUAGACUUGCUCUUUUUUGUUUCUCUGUAGUUUUCAUCUGAAUUUGCGUCCUUUGUUCUCAUCAAAGCCUUUUGUGACGCACCUGUUGCCAAAAGAGCUUUUAUGAAUACAUUUGAUUUGACUCCAUAUACCUGCACACACACACACAGACAUUUACACGCACACAUGCACAGGUUUUUGCACUAACAGGAGAGCUGUGAAUGAUUUGCCUAAGUGAUUCAGUCAGGGCAACAGCAGACUGCUGGUAUGGCUGACACGGCUCAUGAGGACAGGGUUUUGUGAGAGCUGUGUUGCCCCUUUACGACGAGAAAUCAAAAUCUAUUAGUGAGGAAAAAAUCUUUGAGAAAAUAAUAAACAGGCCCAAGGUUGAAAUGCAGCACAGUGCCAAUCGUACCGCCAAAAUAAGCAGGAGUUCAACAAGCUUAUGAUAAUAACCAAGGAAGAAAUUUGAUACAGGAACAAGAAUAAACUAGAGCAGGGGGUGAAAAUGAAAUGCAAUCAAAUCAUUACAGCCGCUUAAUUGUAAAAAAAGUGAUUUCGAUUUCUUUUUAUAACUCUAAGAGCAUUUUUCGAACCUUUCAAGCUCAGAACAAAUCUCAACCUCGUAUCCACCUGCAGUAAAUUAGAGGUUAACCUUGUCUAACUUCUCACCCUCUGUGGAACAGAGAGUCAAUCAGACUUGGAGACAUGUGCAGACACAUCGGCUUGAAGGCCACAUCGAGACAUCCUCGCAGUGAAAGCAACAAUUGCCAAGAAAGUCUCCUGUGACAUUUAGGAGAUUACUUUGAUUUUUUUUUUUUCCUUUCUUUUUUUUUUACAGUGAGUGCUGUGAGAAGGCUACGUGUGCUGAGGUUGUGUGGGCAUGAGCGCUGUCUGCGCUGCUGUAAUUGUGUGGGUUCAUUACGAGUAUCAGAAUUAAAAGAGGGUACAUUUACAUAUUCUUAAAUUAGGAGCACGUAUGGAUUAGGAUUUUACGCCUCUGGGGAAUUUUGUGGCAAAAAAUUCUUCUUGUACAUAAAAAAUAUGCUUCAAGAUCAUAUGACGUGGAGUUGAGUUACCUCUAUCAGUACAAAAUUAUAUAUGUAUAUUUUUUAUUCUUUUAUAUUUGGGAUUAUCUACAACAAAAACAUUUUAUUUCACUGCUAUUUGACAGUGCUGUUGUCGCCUAUAAAAUACAGUAUCUUUAAAUAACCUUUUCCAUGACUGCAUUACACAUGAUUAAAAGGUGUCUGAGGUGACUUGGCCUUUUUUUCUUAUUUAAUUCCCACACACAUGCAAACUUUUCCGCUUAAGUCACAAAAAAUUGUUUAAAAUCAACAUGGCAAGUAAGAGAAAAAUCCUACUUAGUGUAUAAAGCAGAUAAAUAAAUGCAGGAACAUAAAUAUAAUAAAACUUUCCUCGACAUAUCAUUAUUGUGUUACGUUGUAAAUGUGUAAUUUAAAGACUAUAUCUUGAUUAUGAAUCACAUAAAGAAUAACAAAUGUAGACACAAUGGUUCAGUCAUAGCGAGAGAGGAGGAAAUAGAGCGAGGCCGGGGUUCAUCAAAGGGUGUUUACUACAAUAUGGAAAUGUAGAAAUGACUGUUGAGCUCUUCUGCAUGUAUACUUUGAUAUUUAGCAUAUUGAUCACACACACACACACACACACUCACGUGAAUAUCUACACGACGAGCAAGCACACACUGAAGUCAUACUGUGCUGUCAAUAAUUUAAGGCACCGUGGGGACAUUUGGCACGCUCGCUCCAUCUUAUCCUCUCUGAUUCUGCCUGUUUGUCCUUCUGUCUGGCUUUGCUCUAUUUAAUCUGUCCAUCACAAACACACACACGCACCCUCACACACAAAUAAACACAUGCAAGUUCAGGGCCUUGACGAGAAAGGUCAGAGGAGUUAGACAGCAGUCUAUAAAUCAAAGUGAUGGAUGUGUAAAGGAGCUAAAGAGGUCAAAGGCCUGCACAGGUGAAACUUUUAACUCUAAGCUCACUCCCCAUCAACUCAAAAUGUUCUCUUUUUCACUUCUAAUCCUAUCUUUUAAUCCAAAAUGUCUUUUAACUUUGCUUUUUGUAGUCCUUUUCCCAUGCGUAGCCUUGUAUGGGGUGUCUGAUCACGUUUCAGGCUGAGUGGGGGAUCUAUGAUAGAUGUCUGAUGCAGCAGAAAUUUGUUGCUGAAUGUAACGGAUCUGAACAGAGGGGAGGAGUAGAGGGGAAUGCAGGGGGAGGGGGGUAGAGGACACAGCGGAUAGACAGUUAGAUAGACAUAGAUAGAUAUACAGUAAGAUAGAUAGACAGAGCGGAGUGUUGGGGAGGGGAGGGAGGGAGGGAGGGGGGGAGUACUACUAGCCCUGUGGAGGAUUACUCUGUAAGGAGCCGGCUAAGCUGAUAAAGGACAGGGUGAUACGGGCGAUAGCUUAAUGGGCAAAAGGCCAGGUCAGCCUGGUCACCGCUCUGACCCAUUCUUCAACAGGAUGAGCCAGCAGCCCUGCCCGCAGCAGGCUCAACCACAAUGAGGAUGGGCUUAUGGCUCAGGAGUUACUAUUAACACCCACGCACACACAACAUACUGCUCAGACACACAUACCAUACAUACACACACAGGAACACAAACGUGUGAAAAAAAAACACCCAUCUAUGAUUGAUUUUUUGUGUGCAGGUUACUUGAUUUAAAACCCAUUCUGUGGCACAAAAGUUGCUAAUCUAGAUUAGCUGUAAAACCAGCAGAGUGUGCCCACAGUGCAGCAGAAUAAACAGAAUAUAUCACCUUUCAAAAGCAGAGCUUACUCAGCAAGGAAAGUCAGACAAAGAGGGUAAAACAGUGUGAAAGAUGCAGACUAGAAGGUGAUGCCUGUAAUGUAUUGCUGGGUUAAUCCCCGUGAAUCCUAACUUGUACAGGCCUAAGGCAGGCUUAGUAUAGUUCUGGGAGGAAAUCCCCCUGUGUAGUGGUACAGGCCAUUAGCCCCUAGGGUAUAAAUAGGGCAGCUAUGCCUCCUUAAGCUGGCUUUUACGCAAUAUCAGUUAAAAAUAUGACUUGACUAAUUACAUGCAGGUCAGCCAGUCAGCAGAAGCAAAAAAAAAAUUCCUCCACCUCGUCCCCGACUUCCUCUGACAGCGCAGACUACUGCAGUGUUCCUCUGCCUGUUGUAAAUCCUCCGACACAUACAAGCAUGCACACACAGGUCAGCGGGGAGCAAGCGGUGCAGUUAGCAGGUAUUCUGAAAACCAUGCGGCUGACAUUUUCUUCAGCAGGUGUUAUGUUGUUGUCAUUCAUUGACAUUUAAGUGUCUGCUGAUGGGAGUUUCAAUUUUGCACUUUUCCACUGCCUCAAUCUGAUAACGCGCCUGUUAUGCGGUAUCUGCAGCAGCUAUAGUUUCAACCACUGAAGAGAUGACUUCAGUUCAAAUUUUAAAGUGUCAUAUGCAUCACAAACUUGAGAAGAAAAAAAAAAACAUGAAACAAAAAUCAAAUGUGCUAUUAUUGGGUGGGUGACAGCACUUCUUGUAUAACUACACUGAUGCCACAUACUGCUGAUGCACAGUCAUGCUUUUGUGUUUCCAUCCUUUCUGCGCACUUGUUUGUUCUUGCCAAUUUAGUUUCCUAACUUUUUACAUGCUCAGCUUCAGUGGCUCACAGGUAGCAGUCCGCCUCUCACUCGUGUAUGAUUAGCCAAGCUCAGAGCCCUUGAUGUGAGUACUACUCUCACGCUAUGAGAUCAGUAGCUUACGAGGGGAGGAAAAAGGGGGGGAGGGAGAGGUGGGGUGGGUUAUGGGAGAAAAAAAAAAAAAGAGAGAGGAGAGAGAGCGACUCAGCAAGAGAGAAAUGUCUGAUGGGGUAGAAACAGCUUGAAAGCGCGAGGACAAGUGUGUGUGUGUGAAAAGAAUUGGGGGGGAUUACUUUCAUUCCAAAGAUUUGUUGUUUUUGGCACCUUUCCCCCGGCGACUGCCAGUCAAGCUGGGUUUCUGUUGAUUCUCUGGUUUAACAGCAAAAUGUCAGCAAGCUGAAAGCAUAGUGAUGACAUCUCCAUGGAGAGAGCAUGGCCAGGUCUCCUAUUGGCAGCUCAAGUGCCAUUCAUUUUCUGAGAGACUGUCUAGACGGGC
This is a messenger RNA of Xyrichtys novacula (pearly razorfish), 20382 nucleotides long. The record is from the annotation of a GenBank genome assembly. NCBI's taxonomy places the organism in Eukaryota, Metazoa, Chordata, Actinopteri, Labriformes, Labridae.